GUCAGUCGAAUCGCGCGCGUCAGUGAGUCGUCGGAGUUCGCGGUGCGAGCAUUGUACCCGGUACGGUCCCGUACACAUACCCGCUCUGUCCUCGCAGUGUGUCGUGUGUCGCGCACAGUGUGUUCUCGUGCGUACGAGCGAGCGAGCGAGCGAGCGAGCGAGCGAGCGAGUCGGCCGGGUUUGUCGCUCUCCCGGUCGAGAAACGAACCGAAGGCUAAUAUCCGCGGCGCUUGGACAAAGCCGUUGCAAGCCGCCGCCGCCGCCGCGUGCAAAUAUUAGCCGUGUCGACGAGAAGCCGUGCCUCUCGAGACGUGGAGGAUCAGUCGGAAGAGGAGGAGGAGGAGGAGGAGGAGGAAGAGGAGAACUCGAAGUUGAUGCGCGAUCGAACGAGAAAGGAAGGAAGCUCUCUCGCUGACGUUUCGAGUGUUUGACGUUCCCAGGUAAACGCGCCCCGCAAAACGCUCCGUGUUUGACGGCAAACACACAGCGGCGGCGGACAUACGCCGCUCCUCCGCGCUGCUCCGAGAAGUUCCGAGAGAGCGACACGCGAGAGAUAGAAGAGAGGUAUUAUAUUGUGUUUACCGCCGGCGAUACGGCGCAUCGCACGGGCUUCCGCGAAUUCGGAAUCUCGCCGCAGUUGAUUUGAGUGUGUCGCGUCGCGACCGUUGCGUACGUGUGCGAGGGAGAGAGGGAGAGAGAAAAAGAGAGAGAGAGAGAACGGAUUCGCUGCCAACUUCGCGUGGCGCGCGAUCCGAAUUCGAAGUUCGCGCGCGCGCAAGUCGCGCGACGGAUUUCGGCGCGGUGCGCGGAGGAACUCGCGAAGGGGGAAAGGGAGCAGCAGCAGCAGCAGCAGCAGCUCGCGUGUGCCCUUCGGCGACGAACGUUUCGAGGGGCUCGCAUGACGCGGACUUGCGGCUCGCCGACGGUAAACGCAUCAGCAUCGACGCGAGUUCGAUGGCGCGCGCGGUGAACCCAGUGUUGACGCGGUGAUCGCGAACUCGUGUGUGUGAAUUUCGGAUUUCCGUCGUUGUCGUCGUUCCGUCUUGCGAUCGCGAGUGUGCCGUUGUGUUGUUGUCGAUCGAUAUAUCGAACGUAUCGACGUGUGGUGCGACGAAUGAUGACGAUGACGACGACGAGGAGCGCAAAAAUGAGGAUGUCGACGAGCGAGCUGCACGUCGUCAUCGUGCUCGCGAUUCUGUCGACGAUCAGCCUCGGCAACGAGAUUAAGGAUUACUGCUCGAUACACAAGUACGAUAAUCUACCGGGCGGCCUGAGCUUCACGAAGGAGGUCGUUACCAUGGAGUACGCGAACGUGGGUGCGUUCAAGGCUCUUCACUGCUGCCUCAGGGGAUACAGGAGCAUCGAAUGGUACAAGGAUAACAGGGCUUACCCUUGGCCGGGUGGCGAGAGCCACUUUAUCCUGUAUCCCGAGAGCGCGAAUCAAACGAUCUACACGCAGGAGAUGAGAGCCUCGGAUGCGGGACGGUACUCCUGCCAGGCACGUAACGACACAACCACUUUGGAGGGCGACAUCACUCUCUCUGUACUCGAUGAGGAAUCCGGAGUCUACACGGGAAAACCUUUGCCCACUUAUAGACCGACCUCACAGUUGGUGCCGCUGGGUGGUACUGCGAGGCUCUUCUGCGAGGCUUAUCUGGGCAAGGUCGACCUGCCCGACGCCAAGAAUUCCGUCACCUGGUCGAAAAGCGACAGCAACGUGACACUGCCCAGUCACGGCAGGAUAGCGCAGCACAGAGUGUCACGGGAGAACGAUCAAAUAAUCGGCUCCUACUUGGAGAUCGAGGACGUCACACUCGAGGAUUACGGCGAGUACAAAUGCGAAGUCAGCAACGGCGUCGACGAGGAGAUCACGUUAGCAGCUCACGUGUACCGGCAAGAGCCGCAGUUCGUACUAAGCCUUCCGAAUGGAUCUUGGCGGAAGUCACUCCUGCUGGCGGUCCUCGUCCUCGUGCUGCUACUAUCAGCCGGUGCAUUUUACGCGCGUUGCUGGCUGCCACUUGCACUGUUUUGCAGAGACAAGUUCGGUCGCCUCGAGGAAAGCGACGGGAAGGAAUGCGACGCCCUGGUGUGCUACCACGAGAAGGACUCGAGUCUGGUGAUCGGUAUCGUGAUACCCACGCUGGAGUCCAGGCAUCGGUACAAGUGCGCAGCGCUGGAGUUGUCUCAGCUGAAUCACAAUUGGAGCCUGGAGAUCAGUCCGCACGUCAACACCGCCCGGCGAGUCAUCAUCGUGCUCAGCCCGGCUUCCCUGGACAACAUCUGGACGGACGCGAGCGUCGGCACGGUGCUGAAGCAGCUGUCCUCACUGCCGACCCGGGCGAUCGUCGUCACGCUGAAGAGACUGCCGAGCACGACGGCGACGAUCGCGAAGCGAUCGCGGCGCGACCGCCGCGACGCCGACAACGGCACCUCCUUCGACCGGCUGACGAUCCUGUCUUGGCAGGACGGCGGUGGCGGCGGCGCCGGCGACGGCAGCAACGGGACCACGUUCGGUAGCGGCGGCCGCAAGUUCUGGUACAAACUGAGGCUGGCGAUGCCGGCGAUGCGGCCGGUGGCGUCCGAGACCGGCUGCCAAUCGGUCGCGAUGAUAGUGCAGGCCAACGGCAAGUGCGGGCAGCAGAAGGCACGCUCGCGCGAGAGCCUGGAGGUCCUUGUCUAAGGGCCUUCCUCGCCGCGCUGCGAGGAGAAUCCCUCGACCGAUUUCCACACCACAAUCCAAUCUGCCAAUCCUCGAAUCCCUCAAGGCUUCGAGGAUCUCGAAGUUCGGCGUCCGUGCGUCCCCCUGUCCGAAGAUUCCGCGAGAGGAAGCUCCGAUAUCGCCUUUGAUAUCGAAUCGGCGGGAGAUGCUGCGAGGUGACCUCGACUUUGGCGACUGAAAUUUCCCGGUGGCAGCCUCGGAAGUCUCAGGAUCUCCGAGAGUCUUGCGGGAGAGACGAUCAUUCGUGAUGCCGAUUUUCGGAGGAAGCGACGCGAGGCCUCGAGGCCCUUACCUAGGAGGGCUUUCAUUCCGAGUCGAGAAACUCGCGAGGGAUGCGAUCGUUGCCCUUGACGAGAAAUUGCGAAGCUCUCCUUUUUAUUUUUAUUUCGGUCGCGAAAUUCGAAGCGAAACUCGAGACUGGAAAAGGCACGGUCGGUUUUCUUUGUUCUGAAGAAGUUCGAAUUAUAAGAAACACGAAGAAGGCGCGUCGCGACUUUGUGACGUUAUCACGUUGCAAUCGAUUUUCUCGCGAAUCGCGUCGAGAUUGGAAAGCAAAUUCGAUUUAACGUCGCAAGGAAGAAGCUGUGCACCGCACAAUGGAAUCAAACAGUUCCAAGAUCUUCCUGGAUCCUCGGAAGCUCGCGAUUCUCCCCCGAGUUUUCAGCUCGAAAUUAUAAACUGUUCGACCUUAGGUUUGCCAAUCUUCGGCCGAGACAGCUCGAUUUAAAAUUAGGGAAGAGAAAUUUUCGUUAAAAUCGUGAAUUUCUUGUGUGCGAAAUACGAUUUUUCACAAUCUACUCUCUAAAUCUCGUAGAGCGAAAUAAAAGUGUAACGAAGAGUGAAAAUUGAGCACUUCGAGUGACUCGCCACUUUAAGCAAGGGUUGAAUUACGCUCCAAAAGUUAGAAUGAAAUCACACUUAAUUUGAGUGAAAGGGCGUUUUUUUCGAGUGCAGUAGAUCAUGGAAGUGUUCAUAGAAACUAAUUAUGUCACUUUGCACGUUUGAAUAAAAAAUUUCACUGUUAGAGUCAUUUAUUUAUCAGUCGAUAAGGAGAAUCAUUCGUUAGCUUUACAGUGAAAAUCGUUUUACACUAACAGAGUGAACUGAUUCACUUUCUGCAGGAUGAAAUUCUUAUGCAGUAUUCUCAAAACUAAUGACAGUUCGGUAUUGUCGUUAUAGUAUCGUCACAGAUAUUAUAUACGUCUAAAAAGCUGUGCAGCAACACUGUAAUACCAAACUAUCGUUAAGAGUUACAGAAUAAUCCUACUGGAACCUUUCAGGCGCUUUCAAAAAAUCAUUUCGUUAGAAUACGAAAAAUUUUAUAACUGUACUCGAGUUGUUUUAACGUUGCACUAUUUUAUCGCAUAGAGUGGAUUUUUUCUUCGCUUCUCGCUCUAAACCAGAGUGAAAUAGAACUUGAAAGUGCUGCGCGGGUUACCUCUAUAAAAUUUGAGUGAAAAGUUCACUUCUAGCUUGUGAGCGUCCGCAUUCACCCAAAUUAAAGUAAAAUCCUUUCUUUUGGAGUGACUAUCGCAGUUACUGUAAAAAAUUAGUGGCGAAACCACUCUAUGAGAUUUAGAGCGUACGCGGCCGAGCUGAGAUCUGCCUUCGACUGCCUCUCGAACAUCCUGUAAUUGGCGAACUACAUGGAAUGCAGUUACGUAAGGGGAAACGCUCGAACGGGGAUCUGCGCGAGGUGCGACUGCUAUCAAUUGCAUCGACGUGGCAGUGCGAAUCGGCGACGCGAAGCGUGAAUUUGCUUCUCGUGAUAAGUUCGAUGAAAACGUUAAAGAGGUGUAGGGACCUUUGUACAACGUUUUUGUUUUUAGCGCCGAACGGACGAAUUUUUGAUAAAAUGUAAAAAUUGAAAGAUUGGUUCCGGCGGCAGGGGUGGUCUAUAGAGGCAAAAGGAUUUUUUCGCGGAUGUUCUGAUUAUUGAAAGUGAGUUUGAUCCUUCGUGAAAGCAAUGUUUUUUAAUGCAUCGGUUCUCACGUGAUUGAAAAUUUUAGUUUUAUAUUUUGUAAUAUUUAUUUUAAAAUAUGAAGAGAUUGCGAAUUAUUUCCUUUCACCGAUUGACGCACUGAAAGGACUUUAAGGAUGUGAUGAAAAGAAAACGACUGAAAGGAUAGAUAACGAUCAGAGAUUUUUUGAUUCUUAAAUUUCGGAUUCUUUAUAGCUUAAAAGUUUUGGAUCUUGAACUUGAAACUUUGAAUCUUUAUAAGUUUCUUCGAGAGAAUCCUAGAUAUUGUUGAAUUUUUAGAUUCCUUGCACCAUAGAUUCUUGUUUGUGAAUUCUUAUUUCUUGUGCGUAGAAUGAGAAACUAUCUCUCAACAAGUCUCCGUGAAAUUUUAAAUAGAUAUAUUAAAGUUCUAUAAUCAAAAAGACUGCUGAAUUAAUGAUAUGAAGAAUAUGCAACAGUCGGAGAGAUCUUUUAAUCCUUAAAUUCCUGGAUUCCUUAAAUCUUGCUUUCUUAAAACUUUACAUUUAAAGAUUAUCUUCUUGAAAACGUAUUAAAAUUGAGUUUUGCAAAAGAAUUUUUUUUAAAUUAUGUUUAAAUUUUGUCAUAAAGUUUCUCUUUGCUUAGGAAGUCUAUUUCACAAUCGCAUCUUCUUCUAUAUAAAUAUUUCUUCUAUUUUUUAAAUUUCUUCUAAUAAUACUUUAUUCUAUUUUUGUUCUUACUUUUCUUUUCUUUUUUUUCGCAACGUUCUUGUUAGAAAUUUUUGUUAAACAUUUGACUGAAGUAUAUUUCAUAAAAAUUCCAUUUAUUUAUUUUUUUACGUUAAACUAUUUGCGAAGAAUGUUUAGCAUCAAAAUUAAUAUUUAAAAAAAAUUAUAUAAUGAUUCAAUGUUUGUAUGUAAAAAUAUGUAAAAAUUAAACAAUUUAAAACUUAAAAUCUAAACAAUGCCAAGUGUCUAGGAAUAAAGAUGUAAUCAUAAUAAUAUUUUAAUAUAUACAAUUAUUGUAAAUUAGUGAACCAACAAAAGCACUGUAUGCUAAUUCUAAACAGUGGGAGAGAUUUAAUUAAAUUUCUUGUAAGCAUUUAAUUCACAUCGAAUUAAGAGAUAAAUUUGGAAAUUUAGUAAUCAAAUUUUUCAACAAUAGUAUCAAACAGAACAAGAACAGUUAAGUAUAAAACUUAAAAAACACUCAUACUUCAGCAAUCAAUAAUAAAUCCCGAUUUUUUUCUCUGUAUCUGGACAAAUAAUUACUUUUUUCUGCUUUUAUAGAGGGUCCUAUAAAUAGUUUCUAAUAAAUAACUUAAGUGUCGGUUCUAGGCCGAAAAUGACCUCCGUUUAACAUCCUGCUUUAGCAAAAAAUAUAUUUCCGUUAUAUGGAUUGUUUAUACAUAGAAACCAUUCAACGAUUAGCAUUAAAAUUAAUAUUAAAAAAGUCGUAUGGAUAAUUCAAUGUUUGUAUAUAAAAAUGUGUGUGUAAAAAUUAAACAAUUUAAAAUCUUAAAAUUCCGAAUGUCUAGGAAUUUAAGGACGUAAUCCUAAUUAAUUUUUUAAUGUAUAAAAUUUUCACUAACUUUUAAGUCAGCAAGAGCGCGAUAUUGCCAAUUCUAAACAGUGGAACAGAUUUAAUCGAGUUUCUCGCAAACAUUUAAUUAAUUAAAUGAAGAGACAAGAUUGAAAGUGCAUCAUCGCCACGCGCGAUAUCAUGAAAAUUUUUCCGUGUACAAAUAAUUUAAAUUAAUUGCCUAUUUGCUUUCCACAAUCGACGAUCGAUUUCGUUAUCCCAGCAUUCCGACUGUUCCGAAAGAGCAAAAAGAGCGGAGAAAUGGAAAUGCGCAGUCUUCCUUCUCGCGAGCGUUAUGAUAGCUUCAUUACCGGCGUUCCGUUAUCACUGGCGUUCCAUAAUCCUUUCUUUUUUUAACGCGCUUAUAUGUCGCCGCUGUUCUUUGUACAUAUAUUGGGAGUUUAUAUUUAUUUAGGUAGCUACGUUAUUUAUAUAUAUAUAUAUACAUAUAUAUCCUUGCGUAAGUUUCAAUAAGGCAACCCUUUAACCAGUAAAACAGCUUCUAAAGUUCCGUUCGCGGAAGCGACUGAAGCGAUCUAAUUCAAAGAAAUUCCAGGAUCUAAAACAAUUCAUAAUGCACCGCCGUCUAGGUGUUUAGACACGUUGAUUGUCGUUCAUCCCGUGAAGCCUCUAACUUUUCAAUGGCGCCUUGAUGAGCGAAAUUUUUUAAAACUAAAAUUAAAUGAAUAUAAAAUUUUGAACCAUAUAAAUAACAACACAAUAACAGCACAAUUUAUACUGUUCACUAUAAUCAUACAUUACUAUAUUUUACCGUGUUUUUAUAUUUUGAUAACGAUUUAUGAUAAUGAAAACUGCAGCGUGUGCAGUACGAGCCAAACAAAAUCGACAGGCAACGUGUUAAACGUUUGAAUAUUCUGUCUGGUGUAAAAAUCUCAAUUAUCAUAUGACAUGUAAAGCACACAUUGUUGCAUUUAUUUAUAUAUAUCCUGUAGUAUGUAAUCUAUGUCGAGAUGUAUGUGCGAAUGCUGGUUAAAGGGUUACGCAAUCGCGGAAUUGCGCUGCGUUACGUCGCGCGACGUUUUUUUUUUCUGAAAUCCGAUCUCGUCCCGUGCGGUGACGGCAGAUUCCCCGUUAGCGCUCGGCGCAAGCCGGAUGCAGUCAGCUGCCUCGGUACGCUAAUGUGUAAGCGUUUUGUACUGUUUUAUAAUACGUACACGUACACGGGGAGACGUUUCUCGAGACUCUGUCCUGAAAACUCCCCGGUCGCACAAUCGGUGUCAGUAAUCGUUGCUUGUCGCAAUUCAUCUCCCGGGGACACUGCUCGCGGUUUCCUGGAUCCUCCCAAAGCCCGCGUGUCCCCGGAUACGCUCGGAAACGGCAUUUUCUCACGGUGUCCUUGAGUUUCUGCGAAUUUUUACCGUUACCCGGAUGUUACCAAAUUUACCUCGUACUACAAAUCCUCGCAAAUACAACAGAUCCCAUUUGUAUAAAUUGCAAGAUUAGAGACUCUCCUUUUCGUAAAAUGCACGCAGAUUUGUAAGUCGAGAUCCUCUACGUUCGUAAACUUGAUUUUCAAUCGCCGGAGCUUCGAGUUUACUUACGAGCUUGUCAGUUCCAUCGAUGGUUUCAUCGCAGUCGCAUCUACCCUACGUUUGUCUUAUUCUCAUUCAGUGUGUAACUUGAGGGAACACACAUACACAUAGAGCGGUGUUUUUUUAAUUUUUUUCAAUUUGCGAUUAAAUAACGAGCCAAAUUUGUCGAGACACGUCAUUAAUUAAUUCUUCCAGUUUUUUAUUAUAAUACAGUUAUUUUUUAUCAAAUACCGCCAACACGACAUUUAGAAACAGAAAGUGAAGUAAAAUUUUUAUUUUAUCGUAAUUUAAAUAUGAUUUUAUUGCAAUGAUGAUAUCAUUUUGAUUAAAAUGAAAGUAAACACACUGGCCCGUAAUCUCAACUCACUUUUUAUUGAUAAACAUGAGUUGAAAAUAUGGGCCGAUAUAAUUCAGAUAACUUUAUAAUUUUUAAAAUAUCUUUUACUUCGCAUUUUUACUUUUACCUGCUCUAAAAUGUUCAAGACAUUUUGAUUGGAAAAUACCUUGAUUUAUAAGGAAUCAUCAGGAUAUGUAAUAAGAACUGCUAUUGCAUUACCAUUUCUAAAACUUUUGUACGUAAAAAUCCAAAAAUAUUUUAUGGCCUGUAUAUAGUUAAUUAAAAAUAACUUAAUUAUUUUUAAAAUUGUAUACUUUCCUGAAAAAAAACUUUAAAGAAGUGGCUCUUAAUUUCAUCAUUCUAGGUGUAUGUAUCUCCCCUUAACUGUUUGUUUAUCCGUAACACAUGCACGUUUCCUUCUGCGAGGAGGAAGGAUUUGAAGGCUCGUUAUCUCUAUUACCGUUCGAAUAUUUCUGUUCUCCAAGGAACGACGCGGUACGACGAUUGUUUAGCCUCAGUUAUCUCGGGAUUAGUUUAUAUAACCAUGCGGAAACCCGAAAUUUCAACACGCGCGAAAUCCGGAGGAGCUCUUCGCGUAGGUUGAUACCACAUACGGAUAGCGACGGCAACAGUAAAGAUAGAGUAGAGGAUAAGUGUUAUCUGUAGUUAUUAUCGUGAUUAUAACUUAGGUCGAGCUGUGGUAAGAGGAGGGAAGGGGGAGAACAGCAGGGGGUGAGCUUAAUUUUUAACAUUAAUAGCGAUUAUUCUCUUUACUGUCAGUAUUACGACACACUAGUGUACUCGUCUCGCUGGGAUGCCAGCAAGGAUCAUUGCAAAGGAUAAUCUGCGAGCCGAGUAAGCAGAGUAUAUAGAUAUAGAACUAUAUUUGAACGGCCUGUUUCGCGAAGGGGGAGGAGUUUCGAAUUGAUUUCCCGGAGGUAGGAACGCGUAUCGUCUUCUUGAAUAUCUGGGGUAUCCUGAACCAACAGUGCUGCGCGUAGAUAACUCAAGAUUAUCUAGAUAAAGAUAAGAUGAAUUACAAUCUGAGAUAAGAUAAUAGUUUAAACUUAUCUGGGUAAAAGAUAAAAUUUUAUUUAAAUAAUUUUAAGAUGAUAUCGUUGUUGAGCAAAACAAUUUAGGAUAAAAAAAUAAUGCACAAUUUAUGAAUAUUUCUAUUUAUUUAUGAAUAUUUUUUUAUUUUUAAAUCUGUAGGUAUUUGUUAAGAGGGGACACUACAACGAUGGGUCAAAAAAUAGAAUUGACUUCGACGUGUAAUUGUAUGUUAAUAGCUUACGCAGAAACAUUUAAUAUAAUACGAAUGAAAAAGUUACAUUUUAUACAAUAUGUUUUAUACAAUAUAUUUAAAAAAUGAGUUAAAAAUAUUAAAAAAGCCUGUUUUAAACAUUUGUUUAUAAUUCACGUGAUAUCUCCAUUUUUAGAUAUCUGCAACAAAUAAUCUUGGUAUUCUUUUAAUUUAAAAUGAUGUGGUUUUUGUUUGAUCAUAACGUUUUUAAAAAUAAUAAUUUUGAACAAAAUUUUGGCUAUCCAAAAUUGACAAUUACGAUUUUCAGGGAAAAUUUUGUUUGCUUUUUAAACGAUAAAAUAAAAAAUAAAAUGUAAAAAUUUUGAAAAAGCUAUGAUUAAAUGCUAAACAAUACAUUUUUAAAUGUAUUGUUAAAAAUUGAAAACGCAUUUAAAGUUUUAAGUUUGAAUAUCUCUCAAAUCAACUUAAAAUUGUAGAGAUGUAUUUUUCAAGAGUAGCUCUUUCAAAUAAAAUUUCAAAAAAUCGAUUUUUUUUUACACGUCGCUGUAAUAUCACUCCUUAAGAACAAAAUUUCUUCAAAUAAUUUAAUCUGACAACAAGUAUUCUUCUCUUGAUUUGGAUCGGUACACAAAUAAAGUUUAAAGUUGAUAAAUAUAGAAGAAAUAUAUAACUAACAUUAUAAGGUACAACUGUUGAUCAAAAUUGCUUUUGAUCAGUUUUGGAACAAUUUUUAUAUUGACUUACUAUUUUCUAUUAUCUUUUUUGUUGUUAUUAAAAAAAUUUUUGUUGUUAGGAUAAAUGGUUUGGAGGUUGAGGCUAAGGAUGAUAUUUUAUUCUCGUUAUUGUUCACGUUAAUUUACGUAAUGAAAAAGAUAUAACACUUCUUUUAUCAAUGAUAAAGCAGGUAAUAUUCAUUCUAACAAUAGAUGAAGAUAAAAUAAAACAUUUCUCAAUCUACAUAACUAUCUAGAUAAUUUUAUGUGGAUAACGAUAAAUGCUAAGAAUCUUGGCAAUAAGACAUCACGAAUUAAGUCAUCAGGAUUAAAGCUCACUGAAAAUUUUCAGCUAAAGAAUGGAGUUAUUGUACCAAUAAAUAAAUAAAUAAGAAAUUGAACAGAUCAAUGAACAAAUAAAAACAAGUUGAUAUAAUUACAUUUUCAAGUAAAAUAUUUUAAUAAAAUCUUUACGAAAAUUAAAUCUAGAACAAUCAAUUAAAAUAUCAAUUUGCAAUUUAUUAUUUUAAAUUAUUUUUACUAAACGGCGUUAUUUACUGAUGUUCAGCGACUCGUACAGUGAUUCAUAAUAAAUUUAAUUAAAAUUCCUAUUCCACUUCUUGCAAAAAUUAGCAUUUAGGGAUAGGAAAGUUGGCCACAGGAUGUCACAAAUUAAAUCAUUUAUUAUGAAUUCAAAAGAAAAUUUUCAACCGAGUAAUAAAGUAGAUAAAUUCCUGCUUUUCAAAAUAAUUAAAUUUUCCAUUCUGAUUUCGAGAAAUGUCAGAGACAUUAAACUUCUUUUUAUGUUAAACGCUGUGUCCCCUCAAUUUAAUAACCACGAUUUAAUAAACUGAAUAAUUCAACAAGAUUCCAGCCCCUUUCGUAAGCAAGCCGUUCAAUCUUCUUCUUUUUUUUUGUAACUUUUCUUACCGAUCUUAUCGAUGCGUAUUGUUGUUCGCUAUUGAUAAGGCGAAUUAGAAAACGAUUUACUUACUUAACUAAUUAGUCUUUGUAUUUUGACAAUAAAGUCUCUCUCUCUCUCUCUCUCGAGUCCUAAAAGUAGCGCGGGACUUGCGAUACGUUCUUCUUUUUACUAUAAAUAGCUUACUCGACAGAAGGAGGUGAAGUUGAGGGUCGUAUAAUUCUAGAUAAAUGUUUAUGUACUGUGCGUCUGACUGAUUGCGUUGAUUGCUUGAUGAUGCGAGUAACGAUGGCACGUGCAAGACAUUCUAACUGUUUAUAGCGGAGCACGUGUCGCGGCGUUAAUCCUAGAGAGCUACUGUGGGUGAAUUUUCACUCAAGUGUUACUUCAAGCUUACUACAGUUUUUCUCAUUACAAAAUUCUUAUAGCUUGAAAUAACAUUUGAUAAGAGAUUUCGUUUCCAUUAAAAUAGUGUUAUUAUUCUAAUACCUUGCAAUCUAUAAAGUAGAAAAAAAAAUGUAAAAAUAUAUAAUUUCGAUUUAAUUUAAUUUAAUGAGUGAUUUUUCAUCCAGAGUAGCGUUAAUGUAAGAAAAAUGUGAGUAGUACUCCGGGGGUUAAGGAUAAUUCCUUGUAUAUGCUGUGCGAGGUCCUAUCCAGGGCGACCAGAUAGUCUGUAAGCGAUCUUUAGAAGAAUAUCUCUAGUUUACCGCAAACUCUCUUGUUUAUCUUGUACUUUUGUUUCCUUCGCGUUAGAUUUAACGAACGCUUCGACACCUUUCUCUUUCGCUCAAUCUCGACGAGCGAUCUUCAUCGGCCGACGUGCCGAGCGUCGACGACUAAUCGCGCAAUUCUAUUUAUUGAUUCCACCAGUUUUAUUUCCCCGCUUAUAGCUCGGGGGUACUUUCGAAACGUGUAGCUUUACGUGGUUCAGUGAAUAACGAAGCGUCGAGGCGCGUCGAAUUGCGUGUACUUACUCAUGUAUCUUUAAUUAGAAGCAUCUCUUUGCCGCUCUGAAUUUUUUUACUCGACGGAUUCGACUCAUUUUUUUUUGUAACUUUAAUUUAUUAUUUAUUCUCCGCGUUUUUCUAGUUAGAGCUCGUGUAUCUUUUUCUGGGUGAAAAAUAAAGAGUUUGAGAGACCUACGAGAUCGGUGUGCAAUUGUGAGCUAACGCAUCUCUCCUUGUAAAGAAAAAAAAAAAAUAAUAAAGAGACAUUACUUUGUAAGUACGAGCAGCGCGUUUUGUAUCGACGAUAGACUCUGAAUGUAUCGAUUUUAUCAUCGCCGUAACGUAUAAAUAUAUACAUAUAAUUGAUGGGAUUUUUAGACGAUGUAACAUGUUGACUGUAAGCUAUCGUUAAGAUAAUUAAUGAACAGUGUAAUUAAAUAAAAAAAACGAAAGUAGAGGAAAAAAAUAUAUAUAUAUAUAAUGGUGGAGUAAUUACAUAAAUAAUCAUUUGUAUCUAUAUUUCGUUUACAAUGAUUACGCUACAUAAUGUAGGCACUUGUAUGUAAGGUAUUGUAAUUCGUUUUCACCUAAAAGUACAAUACACUUGUCUACAUAAUAAUAAAUAUUGAUAAUGACGAUUA
Molecule: messenger RNA, 12616 nt
Organism: Solenopsis invicta (red fire ant)
Lineage: Eukaryota; Metazoa; Arthropoda; Insecta; Hymenoptera; Formicidae
Product: interleukin-1 receptor accessory protein-like 1
Exons: 7
Coding region: 1115-2680 (521 amino acids)
Biological process (GO): signal transduction
Source: RefSeq, a predicted model, not a curated record